This is a messenger RNA of Serendipita indica DSM 11827, 4170 nucleotides long. Lineage: Eukaryota; Fungi; Basidiomycota; Agaricomycetes; Sebacinales; Serendipitaceae. The record is from the annotation of a GenBank genome assembly.
AUGCGGUUCAAUUUAUUCAAAAGUAAUAAGAAAUCUCACGCAAAACAAGACGAUCUUCCAGGAUCUUCAUCAUCUUCCAUUCGAGAGGGCCCAUCCAGGAGGGGAGCCAAAGUGGCGGAUACGGCCAACGUGUUCCUCGACUUUAUGGCAAAUAUAGCAGAGGCAUCUGAUAUACUAAGUCCUCUCAAAGCUGCUUGUCGAGCGACCAAAACGGUCCUCGACACCGUUCAGGGUAUAAAGAGUAACCAAGAAGCUUGGCUAGAUCUCAUCCAACGUAUUAAAGACUAUCUAUCGGCUCUCGAGCAGCAAAUCACCUUGUUUGAACGCAAUCCUCCAGAGGACAUUGACGGGCCAUUCGACAAGGCAUUUAGCCAGCCACUCAUUCGUUACGUCCAACUCCUCGAGGAUCUCCAUGACAAGAUUGUUGAUUCGAGGGAAAAACAGAGUGGCAAAGUCGUCGGGGGACUUGCAGCAAUUGGUACAAUCAAGAUUGACGCUGGGGAUAUCCAAAAGUACAGCCAAGAGCUCGAGGACCGCCAUAGGCAGUUUAUGGAUGCACUGAAUGUAUAUACUGCACUCGGUGUUCGAGAUAUCAAACGCAAGGUGGAUACCAUCUUGACAGAAGCCGACUCCGCUGCCAUACUCCAACUGCCAAUGGUCGUCUCCGUUGCAUCAUCAGUCCACAAUACCUGUCUUAAAGGAACACGCGAAGCCGUUCUCGAGACAAUCUCACAGUGGGCCGACGACGAUUCGUCGAGGAAGCCAAUCUUCUGGCUCUGCGAUAUAGCAGGCUCUGGCAAGUCGACAGUAGCCAUGUCCGCAGUGGAAGCAUGGAGGAAGCAGGGAAUCUUGGGUGGCCGAUUCUUCUUCUCCAUGACAAGCAACGAAGGAUCAAAUACCGACAAGUUUUGCUCCACCAUUGCGAGGGAACUUGUUCAGCACAUCCCCGAGCUUGGGCCGCCGAUCGCGGAGGCCGUGAAGCGAAAUCCUGCUCUCCUGCGAAGUUCUUUUGACGAGCAGUUCCGGAUGCUCAUCACCGGGCCCCUUCAGCAUCGGAAACGACACACCAUCCUUGUUAUCGACGCAAUAGAUGAAUGCAAGUCGGGUCCACAGAGAAGAGAACUGGUCGAGACUCUCUCUACUACCGCACAGGAGAACAGCAACCUCCGGAUAUUUAUAACAAGUCGCCCGGACCCGGUCAUUGAAAAGGUUUUGGAGCCGCUCUCGAUAAAAGCCAAAUUGACAGAUCGUCUCCACGACACCAACCAUCGCGAUAAUACCGAUGACAUCGCGGCCUACAUUCACAAAUCUCUGGAUGGAGUACUAUCUUUCGCAAAGAGGCAGCAGUUGGUCAAAAAAGCCAACGGGCUGUUCAUUUGGGCGAGCACUGCAUGUCGGAUGUUCGAUGCAGAGUCUUCUGCACUCGAUCCCGAGAGUACAUACGAUGGCUUAAUUUCCAUUGACCAGCCUGGGGCCAUUGACGGUGUAUAUAACCUCAUAUUUGAGCGCAUCGACCAAGCAUCCAAGGCUGUGAUUGGUGAAAUGCUCGGGAUGCUGCUCGCUGCAUUUGAGCCACUCACCAUCGGCGAUCUGGAGGACCUUGUUAAGCAUACGAAAGUGCGCGGGAAUGUCAAGGCAAUGCAAAUGAUUUUAGGAAGCAUACUCAAGGUGGAUCCAACGACAAACUCGAUCCAGUUCCGCCAUCCUACUAUCGUCGAGUACCUUCGGCGCUGCUGCAUUGCCCCCACUACCAAUACCCGCGAUAGGAUCCAUAUCAAAAUUGAUCAUGCGCACGGUCAAGUUGCUUCCUGGUGUCUCCAUCGUCUUAACUCGCCCGCCGAAGGUCUCAAGUUCAACAUAUGCCAGAUCGAGUCGUCCUUUUAUCUGAAUAGGCAGAUUCCAGACCUCGAGGCGCGAGUAGCAAGCUUCAUUUCACGAGGGCUUCGCUAUGCCAGUUUGCACUGGCCGUUCCAUGUGUCAGCGAUGGAUGAUAGCUCAGGACACAAGCUACAGAGCGAAUUGGCACAUAUAGUCACAAGUCCCUUUGCACUCUACUGGAUGGAGAUAUUGAGUGUGACGGGAGGAGUAAUGCGAGCAAUAUCUGGACUUCGAGCUGCUGCACAACGUCAGAGCAUUGAAGAGGAGACCAGGAUUCGGAUGAAUGACAUCAGGAGGUUUUUUAUGGCAUUUUCCGUGCCGAUACAAGAGAGCACUCCUCAUAUAUACAUCUCAUCACUGCCAUUCAGCCCGAGAAGGUCAACGCUACAUACUGAGGGUCUAGCAGAGCAUAGGAAUGCAUUGAGAGUGACCAGGGGUCUUGACGAGACAUAUCCUGGGCUUCCCAGAAUACUCCAAGGGCAUCAAAAAGCAAUCAACGCUGUUGCACUCUCACCAAAUGGCUCUCGAAUCGCCUCCGGCUCCAAUGACGAGAAAAUUCGACUGUGGGAUGCAGAGACUGGCCAGCCGUUGGGAGAGCCACUCCGAGGUCAUCAAGGCUCGGUCACCGCUGUCGCAUUCUCGCCAGAUGGCUCGCGAAUUGUCUCUGGCUCUUAUGACGAGACAAUUCGACAGUGGGAUGCAGAGACUGGCCAGUCGUUGGGAGAGCCACUCCGAGGUCAUCAAGGCUCGGUCACCGCUGUCGCAUUCUCGCCAGAUGGCUCGCGAAUUGUCUCUGGUUCAUUUGAUAGGACAAUUCGACUGUGGGAUGCAGAGACUGGCCAACCGUUGGGAGAGCCACUCCGAGGUCAUCAAGACGAGGUCACCGCUGUCGCAUUCUCGCCAGAUGGCUCGCGAAUUGUCUCUGGUUCAUUUGAUAGGACAAUUCGACUGUGGGAUGCAGAGACUGGCCAACCGUUGGGAGAGCCACUCCGAGGUUAUCAAGGCUGGGUCUGGGCUGUCGCAUUCUCGCCAGAUGGCUCGCGAAUUGUCUCUGGCUCAGAUGACAUGACAAUCCGACUGUGGGAUGCAGAGACUGGCCAGCCGUUGGGAGAGCCACUCCGAGGUCAUCAAAACUCGGUCACCGCUGUCGCAUUCUCGCCAGAUGGCUCGCGAAUUGUCUCUGGCUCAUUUGACAGGACAAUCCGACUGUGGGAUGCAGAGACUGGCCAGCCGUUGGGAGAGCCACUCCGAGGUCAUCAAAACUCGGUCACCGCUGUCGCAUUCUCGCCAGAUGGCUCGCGAAUUGUCUCUGGCUCACAUGACAAGACACUUCGACUGUGGGAUGCAGAGACUGGCCAGCCGUUGGGAGAGCCACUCCGAGGUCAUCGACUUGGGGUCUUGGCCGUCGCAUUCUCGCCAGAUGGCUCGCGAAUUGUCUCUGGCUCACAUGACAAGACACUUCGACUGUGGGAUGCAGAGACUGGCCAGCCGUUUGGAGAGCCACUCCGAGGUCAUCAAGGCUCGGUCACCGCUGUCGCAUUCUCGCCAGAUGGCUCGCGAAUUGUCUCCGGCUCACAUGACAAGGCACUUCGACUGUGGGAUGCAGAGACUGGCCAGUCGUUGAGAGAGCCACUCCGAGGUCACCAAUACUCGGUCACCGCUGUCGCAUUCUCGCCAGAUGGCUCGCGAAUUGUCUCUGGCUCAGAUGACAUGACAAUCCGACUGUGGGAUGCAGAGACUGGCCAGCCGUUGGGAGAGCCACUCCGAGGUCAUCGAAACGAGGUCACCGCUGUCGCAUUCUCUCCAGAUGGCUCGCGAAUUGUCUCUGGCUCAUUUGACAAGACAAUUCGACUGUGGGAUGCAGAGACUGGCCAGCCGUUGGGAGUAUCAGUCCAAGGUCAUCCAGACUCGAUCAGCACUGGUAGUUUCUCACCAGAUCGCCUGCUAGUUGUCUCUCCUUCAGAUAAUAACACAAUCCAAAUCCGGAGGGUGCACAAUUCUAAUCUCGACACUGCAAAUACUCACUCUGCCUCUUCGGGCCAUGGCAAUUCUACUUUAGUCAAAUCCACAAUUUUUGUACCUGGGGUCGGUGAAUGUUUUCUGCUGCCCGACGGCUGGGUACAGUCUUCUGGUCGAUUCAUUUUCUGGGUACCACCUCCCAAUCGUCAUGGAGUCAAGAAUCCAAACCUUCUCCUGACUAUGCCCACAUCGAGUUACCUACGUGCGACCCACCUCGAUUUCACUCAUUUUCAAUGCGGGACAUCUUGGACAAAAGUGCGAACAAAUUCGUAG